Molecule: messenger RNA, 2561 nt
Organism: Pseudocercospora fijiensis CIRAD86
Lineage: Eukaryota; Fungi; Ascomycota; Dothideomycetes; Mycosphaerellales; Mycosphaerellaceae
Product: ABC transporter domain-containing protein
Exons: 2
Coding region: 192-2012 (606 amino acids)
Biological process (GO): ribosomal subunit export from nucleus; translational initiation; translational termination
Molecular function (GO): ATP hydrolysis activity; ribosomal small subunit binding; iron ion binding
Source: RefSeq, a predicted model, not a curated record
CCGCCUCGAAAUUUGUGACUCUGCCUCCCCUCCCCUCCCCAUCGCUGUCCUGCUUUCUGCCCACCGUCAGCAGCACCUUCUUCCACCGCGCCGCCCAGCGAGCGAGCGAGCAGCGCCUGGCGUGUCUUUUCGAACUUCCUGGUAUUGUUCUUCGCUGAGCCCACAAGGAAAUUCGAGAACGGUUGCCCAGCAUGUCCGACAAACUCACUCGUAUCGCCAUUGUCAACUCGGACAAGUGCAAGCCCAAGAAAUGCCGCCAGGAGUGUAAGAAGUCAUGUCCUGUGGUGCGCACUGGCAAGCUGUGCAUCGAAGUCGACCCCACCAGCAAAAUCGCCUUCAUUUCCGAACGACUAUGCAUAGGAUGUGGUAUCUGUCCCAAGAAGUGCCCAUUCGACGCCAUCAACAUCAUCAACUUGCCCACCAACCUCGAGACUCAGGUCACUCACCGUUACAGCGCAAACUCCUUCAAACUGCACAGACUGCCUAUGCCACGACCGAAUCAAGUGCUGGGUCUAGUAGGAACGAACGGCAUCGGAAAGAGUACAGCAUUGAAGAUCUUGGCUGGAAAGCUGAAGCCAAACCUUGGAAGAUAUGAUAACCCACCGGACUGGGAAGAGAUCUUGAAAUACUUCAGAGGUUCUGAGUUGCAGAACUACUUCACCAAGAUUCUCGAGGACAACCUCAAGGCCGUCACGAAGCCACAAUACGUGGACCAGAUCCCCAAGGCCGUCAAGGGCAAGAAUCGUGCUGUCGGCGCCCUGAUCACUGAUCGUGCUCAGGUGGAACAAGAGAGACUCGACGAAAUCUGCGAUGCCCUCGAGCUCAGGCCGGUCUGGGACCGUGACAUUGAUCUCCUCUCCGGUGGUGAGUUGCAGCGUUUUGCAAUUGCCAUGGUUUGCGUGCAGAAGGCCGAUGUUUAUAUGUUCGACGAGCCAUCGUCUUUCUUGGAUGUCAAGCAGCGUCUUGCAGCUGGUCGUAUUAUUCGCACUCUACUCCGUCCCGACAACUAUGUCAUUGUGGUCGAGCACGACUUGUCUAUCCUGGACUACCUCUCCGACUACAUUUGCUGUCUCUAUGGAAAGCCAGCUGUCUACGGCGUGGUGACUGCACCUUUCUCCGUCCGUGAAGGUAUCAACAUCUUCUUGGACGGUAACAUUCCCACAGAGAAUCUGCGUUUCCGCGAAGAGUCGCUCACGUUCAAGGUUGGAGAGGCUGCAGAUGAGUUUUUGAUCAACAAGUCGCGCGACUAUGGCUACCCAAAGAUGACCAAGACCCAGGGAUCUUUCCACCUUACUGUCGAGGCUGGUGCAUUCACCGACUCUGAAAUUGUGGUCAUGAUGGGUGAGAACGGAACUGGAAAGACGACCUUCUGUAAAAUGCUGGCUGGAGCUUUGCAACCGGAUGAGGGCAAGAAGAUCCCUCCUAUGAACAUUUCCAUGAAGCCGCAGAAGAUCACGCCCAAGUUCACCGGAACAGUCCGUCAGCUUUUCUUCAAGAAGAUCAAGGCCGCCUUCUUGAGCCCGCAAUUCCAGACCGAUGUCUACAAGCCGCUGAAGAUGGAUGACUUCAUCGACCAAGAAGUUCAGAACUUGUCUGGUGGUGAAUUGCAACGUGUCGCCAUCGUCCUUGCGCUCGGAUUGCCUGCCGACAUCUACCUCAUCGAUGAGCCGUCUGCCUACCUGGACUCCGAACAGCGUAUCAUCGCUGCCCGCGUGAUCAAGCGAUUCAUCAUGCACGCCAAGAAGACCGCAUUCGUCGUCGAGCACGAUUUCAUCAUGGCCACCUAUCUCGCCGAUCGUGUCAUUGUCUUCGACGGCCAGCCAUCCGUCAAGGCUCGUGCGAACACCCCAGAGAGUUUGUUGACCGGAUGCAACAGCUUCUUGAAGAAUUUGGACGUCACUUUCCGACGUGAUCCCAAUACUUUCCGACCAAGAAUUAACAAGUACAACUCCCAGCUCGACGCCGACCAGAAGAGCAACGGGAACUACUUCUUCUUGGAGGAUGAUUCCUGAAAGAUGCCGCGGAGGUUGUGAUGAAAAUGAGAAAUGCUAUUAGCGCAGCAAAGAAAGGCUCCAAGUUUGGCACCAAGCGCAAGCGAUCCAUCAAAAGCGGCGCCGAUGAAGCACUCGAGCAGGACGCCGCCGGCGAGGACGAAGAUGAUGUCGAGAUCGGUCUGCAGUGCAGAGUUCCUUCACCAUCACGUCCUGCCAGGAAAGUUCAACUGUUGCUGGGCUAAAUGACCAUGUCAUGAUGUGAAUGAGUGAUGAGUAUUAACUGCUGUGUUUCGACAUGCUUGUAUGUUGUGCAGGCAUAUAAAGAUCACACACGAGGACCCUUGUGGUCGAAAGCGAUCGCAUACGUAUGCGAAAUGAGGUGCCAGCGAAGCUGCUUACCGCCAGCUGUCGCGGCGUACGAGAGGAACGAACAGGAAUAAUGAUCAGUGGAGUUACGUACCAAGAGAUGAACACGCUCAUUUGCUCUCGGUAGGUAGCUGCUUGUACUGAAUUAGCGCCUGCACGCAAUUUACGUACCAAAAUUAUACAACGACACUCGUUUGCAUG